AUGGAUAAGUUUGAUCAAAAACUACUGUCCUUGCUAGAUUGGAUUAAAAACACUCAAGAUGAAAAGAAACCAUCUACACAUUCGUAUAUUUCACCAAAGAUAGAUGUUAAGGAUGCCAGAUCAUCGGGUAGAGGUAUUUAUGCAACCAAUUCAUUGAAAAAGGGAGAACUCAUCAUGAAUAUCCCCCAUUCAUUCCUAUUGAAUUUCACCACAGUAAUGGCCCAUAUUUCCAGGUAUAAUGGUAUGCAAGAUGAACUGCAUAUAUAUGUUCCAUUUGAUAACCUGGACGGAGAUCAAUUUACUAAUAUAUAUAGCAAAUUGACUCGUGAAGAGAUUCUCGAAUUGUCAUCUUUUCAAUUACUAUCCAUUUAUUUGACAUUUGAAAAGCAAAGAGGCACCAAUUCAUUUUGGAAACCGUUUUUAGAUAUGUUACCUUCAAUGGAAGAUUUUGCAUUAAUGCCGAUCCAUUGGUCAGAUGAGACAUGCAAACUAGCCCCAGAUUCCACACAAAAGAGUAGCUUGAAAGUACGAGAUAGAUUUGAAAAUGAUUAUAAAUUGAUCUGUGAUUUAAUUCAGACGAAAACUGACCUUGAUGUCACAACACUUCUUCCGAGACAAGACGUUUUAUUAUCUUGGUUAUGUAUCAACUCACGUUGUCUUUAUAUGAAUUUACCAACGAGUAAAAAUACUGCUGAUAAUUUCACUAUGGCUCCAUAUGUUGAUUUCAUGAAUCAUUCCUGUGAUGAUCAUUGUACUUUAAAGAUAGAUGGCAAAGGUUUUCAAGUGCUGUCCACUUGUAGUUACAACAUAGAUGACCAAGUAUACUUGAGUUAUGGUCCUCAUAGUAAUGAUUUCUUAUUGUGUGAAUAUGGCUUUAUCAUACCUGGUAAUAAAUGGAAUGAUCUUGACAUUAGUAAAUAUAUCAUUCCAUUGCUCAAACCCGAACAAGUUGAAUUCUUGCAAGAGAACGACUAUUUUGAUAAUUACACAAUGACCAAGGAUGAUAUAUCUUUUAGAACUCAAGUUGCAUUGGCUACACUUCAAGAGAAAGAUCCUAAAAAUUCUAGAAAAUUGUCCGCUUUGAUCAAUGGAAUCAAUGAUGGGGAGGUUUUUAGAUCACAUUCUAAUGUAUUAUUGACGGCAAUCUUGAACAAAGUGGUUCUCGACGCUGAAGCACACCAAUAUUUGGAGUACGAUGCAGAUCCUGUUAAAAAGACGAUUGGUGCAUUAUAUCACGAUAGAUUAGUUAUUGCUAAAAGUGUAUUAAGUUUUAUAAAAGAAGAUUAA
Molecule: messenger RNA, 1287 nt
Organism: Candida tropicalis MYA-3404
Lineage: Eukaryota; Fungi; Ascomycota; Pichiomycetes; Serinales; Debaryomycetaceae
Product: protein-lysine N-methyltransferase
Exons: 1
Coding region: 1-1287 (428 amino acids)
Biological process (GO): peptidyl-lysine monomethylation; peptidyl-lysine trimethylation
Molecular function (GO): protein-lysine N-methyltransferase activity; protein binding
Source: RefSeq, a predicted model, not a curated record